Molecule: messenger RNA, 3813 nt
Organism: Adineta ricciae
Lineage: Eukaryota; Metazoa; Rotifera; Eurotatoria; Adinetida; Adinetidae
Source: the annotation of a GenBank genome assembly
AUGUAUCAUUGUUCAAAGUUUGAUUUUGUACAAUUAACAUUUCCUGUGGAGAAAAUCACCAAUAUUAUGAGCACAGCUUAUAAUCUCGAUGAUGAUAUUUCUUUCAUUUCUAACGAUGGCCCUCAUGGUACGUCAAACUCCUUUCGAACUCAAGAGCAGAAUAAUCGGAAUUCAGCUCCGAUAAGUUCAACAAUCGACUUGAAAUCUCCAUCGACUCGUGUACGAAAUUCUUCAAAUUCUCCUUCGUUUGAUGCGUGCAGUGAUUCUAAUUUCACUCGAGGACGUGCUCAAAGUGAUUCUAAUCCUUCUAUCAAUCAUUACACCGUGGAGCAACUAAAACAAUUUUUAUUGAAAAAGAAUCCAAACUAUCGUCUUUCAAAGAACAAUUCUACAAAAUCAUCAUCAAUUUGGUGGCGUGCUUUUGGAUUUAUAUCCACUCUCAACGAGAAUAAAGAAUUCGAACAAAUACCUGGAUUCAUUAGCUGUUUAAAAUGUUAUAAUACAUUUCGGUACAGCUUUAAUAGCGGUACUAAACAUUUUGUUGAUCAUGCAAAUAAAUGUUUUCCUUUCGCUACUAAAAAUACGGUCGUGGCUGCUGACGCAAAUGAAUCAAAAUUUGUUCAAUACAAAUUGGAACAAGUUGGCGUUCAACGAAAAGUUCAAUUAACGGCUAAAGAUCAACAACGACUAAAAGAGAUUUGUGCCAAAUGGAUUUGUUGUGAUAUGAGACCUUUCACUAUCGUCGAAGAUGAUGGAUUUCAAAACUUAGCGAAUAUGUUAAUCAAAAUAGGAUCUCAAUACGGUUCAAUCGAUGCAAAGAAUGUUAUCCCAAGUCGCCAUACAGUAAAUCGUACCGUUCAUGAUCUUGCAGAUAAAAUCCGAGAUAGUUUAAAGCAAGAAUUAAUCGAACCAUUACGUACGAAAGCAGUUACGAUUGCGCCGGAUUUUUGGCAAAGCAAGUAUAGCCAACAACACUAUCUAGGUCUUAAUGUCUCUUAUGUCAAUGUCAAUUAUCAAUUUAAAGCUAUUGAUUUAUUUUGUCGACCGUUUAAUGGCACUAAAUCGUACGACUUAAUUCUUGACUUUCUCAACAUCCAGUUAGCGGAAUUUGGAAUCAAUUUAACUGAUGUCAAUAUUAUUACCGAUCGAGGAGCAAAUUUCCUCAAGGCAUUUUCUAAACACGACCCAAUUUGUUGUUUCGGUCACCGUUUGAACAAUGUCUUGAAAAUUUGCUUUUUUUAUCAGCAAUCGAAGAGGAAAACUAACAAAUCACCACCAAAAGAAGUUUUCUCAUCAACUACAUUAAUAUUACCAAACGAUUGUUCAGGAGUCGAAAAGGACGAAUUAUCGAGCUCUUCAGACUCCGAUUCAUCAGGUGACGAAGAAAAUCAAAGAGAAAACUAUCCACCUGAACAGUCAUCACUUGCUAUUCCAUCAGAAGCGAAACAAGUUUUAUUCGUACUGAAACAAGCAAAAAAGCUUGUCAAAUACGCGAAAUUAACGGGUUUAAAUCAAGAAAUAAAAGAUAACGGUGGAAUAACUCUUCAUCAAGCUACCGUUGUUAGGUGGUUGUCGUUAUCAAAUUUGUUGGAAUCACUUAUAAAAUCAUUCAAAAUUGUGCGAAAAUUGUUAUUUGACAAGGAUAAACAAUUAUUGAUCACAGAUAUAAAUCUUCAGUGUUUGAAACAAUUGUGCCUUAUUUUGAAACCUUUUAAACAGAUCGUUACGUCUAUCCAAAUUGGGAAUGCACCUUCACUUUAUUUUGUUCCAAUGUAUUACAUUACUUUGAAAGAAGUAUUACAAUCUUUUGACGCAGUGAAGGAAUAUGUCAAUGAAAAUAUUGAAGAUGUAGGAGAUCAUGACAGUUCGUUUAAGAUUGACAAAGAUGAUGACUUCGAACAUGAGCUACCAGGAAUCAGAUGGUUCCGCGAGAGACUUCUUUCAUUAUUAAAUGAAAUGGUUGUUCUGGAUAUUCGUCAAGUAACUGCAAUGCUCUUACAUCCGCGUUAUCGGUCACUCAAGAAGAUCCCUGAUCAUGUAAAAGAUCAAUGUUACAAAUAUGUUCGACAACAAGUUUGGGAGUUACGUGAAAAAGGAAAGCUCGAAGAAGAAAAUCAGAAAGAUCUAUUGGAACCACCGGAAAAGAAACAAAGGAAGGAGAAGAAUAUACUGAGUCGAUUUGAAUCUGGUAAUCUUAAUGAAGAAACAACUGUUCGAACUGGAAGCGGUGAUGAAAGUGACGAAACUUGCUUUGUUUGUCAAAAAACAGAUGGAAGUUCAUCUAAAGUAUUAUCUACAGAACAACAAAAAUCAGUUUUUAUCAAGCGUGGUAUUGUUAUACCUCCCGGAAGUCGUUUUUGUUGUGAUCAUCUGUAUGGAAAGCAUUUAACUUUCGAAGCUUUACAUCAAAUUGUAUCUACAAAGAGUGAACCAAUAGUAUUUGAUGCCAAAAGUGUUAUGAACUUAAUAACAGAAUGCUGCACGAUGAUUCGUGAUACGAAAACAUUUGAUUUUGAUUAUCCAACGUCUUUAGAUGAUGAAGCAUAUUACAAUCUAACGAGUUUAGAGAAAGAUCAAUUUGAUAAUCUGCCCAGUACUCUAACAUCAAUGCGCAACUCUUAUGUUCGAUCAAUUCGUGUAGGUCUGGCGCUCUUUCUGGUUAAAAUGCGUUUAAGUGUUAGUAACAGAGUACUAUCUUCUCUAUUUCACAUGAAAAAUAAGCACGUAGCUUCUCGAAUUGUUCAUGCAAUAGUCGAAGGACUACUCAAGAACUUUGUUCCUAAACAUCUUGGUUUCCAACACAUCGACAGAAGAACUGUUCUUAACUGUCAUCAAACCUUAAUCGCUUCACAACUGAUGGCUGAUAGAGAUGAUCAAGGGAUUCUAGUAAUGGAUGGAACUUAUUUGUUCAUACAAAAGUCGAGCAGCAAUCAAUUUCAACGUCGAUCAUUCAGUAUGCAUAAACGCAGGAACUUGAUCAAACCUACGAUCACAACUGCAACAGAUGGAUACAUUCUUAGUGUACAAGGUCCAUAUUUUGCAGAUGGUCGAAAUAACGAUGCGUCCAUUGCCAACAAUAUUUUUAUUCACAACGAGGAAGAUGUUUUAAAUUGGCUGAACAAGGAUGACGUUAUAGCAGUUGAUCGUGGUUUUAGAGAUGCCGUCAAGUCAAUAUAUGGAUUCGGCUUUAAUGUCCAACUGCCUGAUUUUCUCAAAGGAAAAAACAUCUAUCAUCUGCAGAAGCCAAUCAUUCUCGGUGUGUUGCUAAAGAAAUUAAUCAAACUAAGAAUAGGUCGCAAUGGAAAAAAAUAUUAUGCUCAAAUGGUCAAUUUUCCAAUCCUGGCUGAAGAAGAUGUACAAGAUAUUUGUUUUGGUACAUACCAAAUCAAACAAGCUAAAAGUUAUAUUGAGGUACAUCUGAAACCUUCCGUUUUGGACAAUGAAAAGUACGAAUUUCUUGUUGAGCUUUCUACGAAGCACGUGGAUCUAGUUUGUGUUCGUUUUGCCUUGCGACAUUCAAGCAAUAAAACAUACAUUGCCACGGUACAAUUCGACGAAGAUGACUAUGAUGAAUCGAUUAAAAGAUGGUUCUGCACCUGUGCCGCCGGAGCUCGUAUUAUUGGUUGCUACGCUCAUAUAACAGCUUUGAUUUUCCAUUUAGGUGUCAGUCGUAGUGAAACUGAUUCUUCUGAUCAUCAACUCUCAGCAAAUAAUCUGUUACCCAAUCUCCAAGACUGUAUACAAUAUUCAGACAAUGCAAGCAACAGCGAUGAUCACGAUGACUCAUCAGAGCCUGAACCCGACGAUGAUUAA